Molecule: messenger RNA, 7203 nt
Organism: Portunus trituberculatus (swimming crab)
Lineage: Eukaryota; Metazoa; Arthropoda; Malacostraca; Decapoda; Portunidae
Product: putative neural-cadherin 2
Exons: 33
Coding region: 339-6212 (1957 amino acids)
Biological process (GO): homophilic cell-cell adhesion
Cellular component (GO): plasma membrane; catenin complex
Molecular function (GO): calcium ion binding; cadherin binding
Source: RefSeq, a predicted model, not a curated record
CGUAGUCUCCUCUUGACCGUGUUGUGCUGAGCCAAGGCAAGAAUCAUCACCCUGUAAGACGCUUCCAUGGUAAUGUGAUGGUAUCCAGUGCUGAUGGUAGCAAGACUCUCUAUUGCUGAAAUACGAUGCACCCAAGACAUUUCUAUACUCGUUGGCAAGGAAUUGAUAAGGUAUGGAAUGGAGGAAUCGUGUUGUCUGUCUGGCGUAAGGAAACGGUGAGGUAUCGAGGAGACAGACGAAACUACUAAAAAAUACACUUCUACUGCUGCCGGUUGGAGUUACCAUCUCUCGCCCUUGUAGGAAACACAAGACUCAUGCAGUGCGAAGAACCCAAGUGAAUGUCGGCUGGCAGGGAAAACAAGGCUCUUGGAACGGAGCGUGUGUGUUGGUGCAGCGAUCAGCGCCUCCGCCUCUGCCUCCUGAUGGCCGUCAACGUGCUUAUGCCGCUCCUCAUUCCCCUGGGAGAGCAGAUCACAAAUGUGACGCAGUUGACAGCAGUGGGUAACCUGGCCUUCACUCAGCCCAUGUAUGAGGUGUUCGUGAGGGAGAACACGGCGCCAGUGGUCUUGCUGACACUUCACGCCACCACAAACACUUCGGACGCCUCGGUGGAGUACCGCUUGGUGAGCGGGUCCGCUGGUGGCCUGUUCGUGGUGGGGCGCGCCUCCGGUCACCUCACCCUUACAACGCCUCUUGAUUAUGAAUCCAAAAACAGGUACGAAAUCAUAGUGGCUGGUCUGGCGGUGGAGGAACGAGCCUUCGCGAGAGUGUCAGUACGAGUGAAGGACGUCAACGAUCUCGCUCCUUCCUUCCCUCGUCCUGUGCUGGAGACCCAAAUUACAGAAGAAGACGACAGUUACCUCCCUAAACUCAUUCUUCAGGUGUCAGCUCGAGACGGGGACGCAAGUGACCAAGGAAGGCUUGUAUACACUUUGGAAGGUGACGGGGUGUCUGCUACUCACCCAAGCUUCUCCAUAAGCCGCCACUCGGGGCACCUUCACCUGCUGCAGGCGUUGGACCGAGACGCGCCUCGGGGACGCGCUCGGUGGAGGCUGGUGGUGUGGGUGACGGACGGACUACACACAGCCAGCGCCGAGGUGCACGUUAACGUGAAAGACAUCAACGACAACGCACCGUUCUUCCCCAACAUGACCAUCAACGCAACAGUGCCUGAGAAUGCCGAAGCAGGGUGGGAGGUGACCAGCGUGACGGCCACUGACUUCGAUGACCCGCGAGAGGGAACCAACGCUGUCAUCUCUUACUCCGUCGAGAAGAAUGUCAUUGAUGAGUUCAGCGGCCAGCCCAUUUUUGACAUAGAUUCUGUCUCUGGCAGUGUCAGCACCGCUCUAUGUUGCCUCGACCGUGAACGAACACCCUUUUAUGCUAUUCAGGUGGUGGCGUCUGACGGCGGCGGACUCAAAGGCACAGGCACGGUGCUGGUGACGGUGCUGGACGACAACGACGUAUCGCCGAAGUUUACGAGGCGUGACUGGCAUCUGCUGGUGCACGAGAUCACUGAGCCCCUCGCCACCGUGGCCUUCCUCACCGUCACCGACCCGGACCUCAGCAACGAGUUUGAGUUCAAGAUCGUUCCUGAAAGUGGCUUCGGCUGGGAAAGAUUUCGAAUAGUGAGCUCGGAGCACGGAAGUGGCGCUCUGCAGGCGGUGGAAGACUUGGACUAUGAGGAUCGUGGUCAGAGACGAGGCUUUAAGUUCAGAGUGCAGGUGUCUGAUAAGGCGGUCAAUCGAUGGAAGGACGACGAGCAUGUGGACGAGGCCUGGGUCACCUUGACGCUCGUGGAUGACAAUGACAAUGCGCCCUUCCUGCCCCUGACGAGUGUUAACCUGACCCUUCCCGAGGACACGCCCGUUGGUUACUCCCUGACGACGUUCACAGCUACUGAUCUUGACCAAGGCGGCGAGGACGAGGUCAGGUACACCAUCGACCCUCUCAGUGACCCCUUUCGUCUCUUCGCGGUUGACUCUUCGGGUCAUGUCUGGUUACGCCGCACGCUGGACCGAGAGUCUGCCAAGAGCCACGCGGUGAAAGUGUUAGCGGUGGACAGCGGUGUUCCUGCUCUUACUUCCACCGCCACGCUGCUGCUCACCGUCACGGAUGUAAAUGACAACGCACCCAACGUAGCCAAUCCUGACACGCUGUACAUCCCGGAGAACAGCGGGCCAAGACAUGUGGCAGACCUGUUACUGGAUGAUGCCGAUGACUGGAGCAAGGGACACGGCCCACCCUUCUCUGUCACCCUCGACGAGCGCGCUCCCGAUGAUAUCAAGAGGACCUUUGCCGUCGAUUUUAAUGCAGAAGGAGACGAGGGGCGCGGCGUGGCUGUGGUGACAUCACUUCGUCCGCUGGAUCGGGAGAAAUCGGUCACCAGACUACUGCCUUUGGUUCUCGGGGACGCGCGGCGACUCACUACAACUGCCACUAUCACUCUCACGGUGGCUGACGUCAAUGACAACCCAAUGAGGCCUGGCCAGAAAACCGUCAGCGUUACCAGACUCAUGGGCGAGGAGAUGGCCAUCCCGCUGGGACGGGUGUACGUGGACGACGACGAUGACUGGGAUGCUGGGGACAAGACCUGGACAUGGGGACGAGGGGAGCACCAUCCUCUCUUCACACUGCACGCUCACACUGGCCAGCUAAUGAUGAGUGAGCACGCCCACGACGGCACAUAUCAGUUGUCUUUCUGGGUGAGCGAUGCGCAUCACGGCCAGAGUAACGUGGAGGCCAACGUGACGGUGAUAGUAAAUAGUGUCAGCCUCGAUGACUUGACUUGUGCCGUGCCCGUCACAGUCACCUCCCACCCCCCAGGCCGCCUCAUCACGCCGCUAAAGGGAAGCGCCCAGGCACCACUGGAGGCCCUGCGUGCCGCGGUACAGAGUGUGGCCAAGGCAGGCGUGGAGGUGGUGUCCGUAGAGGCUGACUCAGAUGUUGGUGGGACAUCAGGUACUCGGUUGUGGCUAACGGCGCGCUCCAGACAUCCGCUGGACCAGAUCCUCCUGCUGCACCGGAAGAAGAUAUCAACUCAGUCUAGCGUGACGGUGAUGUGGGUAGGGGUCAACAUGUGCGUCGUUCCCUUUGCCUCCAAGCGUCACCCUCACGAUAGAAUGUGGGUGGUGGACGCCAACACUACGGCUCUGGUCACGCCGCGCCUGCAGGUGCCUAGGAGUCAGUGCAGCUGCUUCCCUCAAGCCUCUAGCUUGAGCAGACAACGGCACAAACCAGUUAGUUUAUCAGGGCAGCCUAGUGUAGCGGCCGUAACUCAUAUUGUGUCCUGCCACCCCAAUCCUUGCCUCAACGGGGGCCGUUGUGUCCUGCAGGCCCGUGUGUCCAGGUGCGUGUGUCCUGAAGGAACCAGCGGCUCCAUUUGCAAGCAGUUAAGUCGACACUUCACCGGCAAUGGAUGGGCAUGGACGGCGCCCCUUCCAUCAGUUAAUCGAGCCCAUAUUUCGCUGGAAUUCCUCACUUUACGAGAGGAGGGUCUGCUGCUCUACGCGGGACCGCCAGACACUCCCCACUUGGACGUUCCCCUCAUGCAGGAAGACGUGCUGAGCGUGGAACUGGAGGACGGAAGGCCACGGCUGCUGCUGGACGUGGGGAGCAGUCCUGUCCUGCUCGCCGCCUCCCCAGGCCGCCCCCUACCCCGCCUAGCUGACGGUCACUGGCACCGCCUCGACGUGGUGUGGGGAGCGCAGAGAGUAGAGCUUAUCGUUGAUCGAUGUGAGGCAGGAGGGGAGUGUAGGGUGUCCGCUCCCCUGCCACCCCAGGAGCCCAUGCUGAGUGUGGCGGCACCCCUGCAGGUUGGAGGGUUAGCUCAUGCGGCACCGGACGCCCUGCAGCACGGGUGGCCCACGCAGGUCAAUGGCCACUAUUUUCAUGGUUGUAUAAAGAAUCUACGAGUGAAUGGAGAGCUGCGUGACCUGGGCGAGGCGGUGCUGGGGGAGGGUAGCUCGUCCGGGUGUGAGGGACACGAUCCCUGUGUCCUGGCUGGAGGACCCUGCCCCCCUAGAGCGAGGUGUAUGAGGAUGGAUGGACAGUGGGUGUGCGGGUGCGAGCCUGGCUGGGCGGGGGAGGACUGUCGCACCCACACCCAACCUGCUUACUUUGCCUCUAGUAGCUACGUCAAGAUGGCGCUCUCUUCCAUUCCUCCUGCUCAGUCCACAUUUAUUCAGUUACGAUUCCGAACGUGGGAGGCGUGGGGGCAGCUGGUGGCCGUCACGUCUCAGCAUGGGCGUGACCUAGCGGCGAUACACCUGCUGAACAGUCAUGUGUGUCUCCAGAUGCGGCUCCAUCCAGCCGCCCUCACCCACCUGUGUCUGUCGGAGGUCCCUCUGGCUGAUGGAGAGUGGCACACCGUCUACGUCCACAGACAAGGCGAGUGGGCGGAGCUCCAUGUGGAUGAAGGAGAUGGUCCACUGUACAAUGCUACGUCCACCCCAGCCGUGACCCAGGGUUGGUCCACUUCCCUGUUGGUGGACAGGCAGGAAGGGGUUCACGUGGGUGGGUCUCCGGAGUACGUUGGCGUCAGUCUUUACAUCGUUCAUCAUGAUUUUCACGAUGGUUGCUUAGACGAUCUAAGGGUGUCUGGGCUCCAACUUCCUCUGCCUCCUCUUCUCAACACCUCUUCCCUGGCUCAAGCAACAAUGUUUACCAAUGUCUCAGCGGGAUGCAGCGCUCCCUCGGCUUGCGCCAACGUAACUUGUGAAGAACCUUUCUCGUGUAUCGACAUCUGGUGGAAAUAUGAAUGCGGGUGUCCGGUGGGAUCGCAGUUUUCUCACGGGGGAGGCUCUUGCCAGGACCUGGAUGAGUGCGAGUGGUUGCCCUGCCUGAAUGGCGGUACGUGUGUCAACCGAGAGCCAGGCUACUCCUGCCACUGCGCGGCUUCCUACGGCGGCGAACAUUGUGAGACUGAGAGGAAAGACGCAGCAGUGGUGGCGUUCCCCGUCACGACCCUGGUGGUGGUUGUGGUGUGGACCUUCCUCCUACUGGCAGUGGUAGUGGCAGUGUGCGUGUGUCGCCUGAGACGACAGCACCAGGGCAGCAGUAGUGGUGGGAGCGGUGUAGUCACCCCAGGCGGGCAAGUGUCUGUGACGAAUGCGCCAGCAGAGCAAGUGGAACUGACGGUAACUACAGAAUCCGCACGCCCAUCCCCACACCCACUGCGAACUAAAGUGACUGAGGAGGUUGACAUCCUUAGGAAGAGUGUGGCGGCACCGCACAGUGAAGGUCAACCUGGUGCAGGAUGUGGCUGCCCGCCCCUCCCCACCCUGGAUGAUCUUCGCAACUAUGCUUACGAAGGUGACGGUAGCUCUCCGGACUCCCUUUCCUCAUGUUGCUCCGGUGGACAUUUCGGAGGAGAGAUUCGAUUUAUAGGAGGAUUCCAGGAAGUUUCAAACUUACUAAGUUGUCUGAGUGCACCGGAGACUGCAGAUCCCUCGGCACAAGGAGGCGCGACUCGGGGUUCUGCUGCGGACGUCAGUAACUCUAAACACUCUUCCAGCCACACGCUUCUCCACGUUCUCCAGUCGAGUCUCAAAGCUGAAGAAGGUAUAGUCGACCAGACAAAGAAUAAUGGUGUCAGAAUCGGAAAAACAGAAAAUAAAAGUAAUGGUUUUGAUAGAAAUAUAGUGAAGCUCUCCAGUGUGGGGCAUUACUCCCCGUCGGUGUUAGGAGGCUCUCCAUUCUGCACUUCCAUCAUACAGACAGGAAAAUAUGAGUCUCUGAGGGGAAAAAAGGAAGUGUUUCAUCAGUCACUGAAGAGAAAGAAGUCUGACAUUAAAGUGACGUGUGUGUGCACUGACACCAUCGAUGCCCCCACUGACUUUAGUUGGCAGGGAAAAUCUUUGGACCAAGUGGCACGGGAACAGUCGCCUAACUGUCAUUUCCACUCCUUGUGUAGAACCUGUAUCAUACUGAGUGCUACAUAUCCAUCCAGUGUGCAAGGAAUAUGUCGACACAGCCAGUCGACUUCCAAUUUGUUCUCCGUUCUUACCGCCGCGACACAAGCUGGCGGCGAGCAGAUGCGCACGGGGCGGUGCAGCAGUGCUGGCAGCGUCGUGCGUUGUGCUCAUUCUCUUAAUAUAGAGGGAAAUAAAUACAGCAUAAAACCAUAUUGUCGAGAAUGUUCAGUGAAACUACGGGGUCUGCAUAAGGAGAGGACUGCGGACCUCAAUAUUUUCCAGAGCAACGACACAUAGGGGCUAACCUAUUACAGGAGAUGACUAUAAGUAAUGUAUGCUGAUGUCUCAUACCAAUAAACAUAUACUUUUGAGUAUUUUGAGCAUCGUGGAUGAUUAAUUUUGUAGUUUUAUAAUCAAGAGAGUAUUUAAUACUGCCUCGUGAAAUUUUGUAAAGAUUGUGGAAAAUUUUCAUAAGGAAGGAUCUUUUAGUAUUUUGUAAUAUGUGUGUGAGUGUGUGUGUGUGUGUGUGUGUGUGUGUGUGUGUGUGUGUGUGUGUGUGUGUGUGUGUGUGUGUGUGUGUGUGUGUUAAUACAUGUAUAUUCGCAAGGGAAUUACUGUGUUUCAAGAACAAUACAGGUGUUUUAGAGUCCUGUACCAAAUAUUAUAUAGAUAUUAUGAUUGAACCAUAAUCGGUCUGGGUGAGAUGGUCUCAAUUCCUGAUGCAGAAGCAAUGGUUUUCUUUAUUUUUCGUCACGAGGUCAUAUGGCUGAAAGUGAGGCAGCACUAAUAAGCUUCAUCCGUAUUCCUUCUUUACUUUUGCUUGACCGGUUCAGUUGUUGUGAAUGUAGUCUGUUCAUGGUGGGGAGAACUGACACAUUUAGUAAAUACAUCAGCCAAAAAGACCACGUUCCUUCAGGACAAAGGCGUCAAUUAUUGUAGUUGCCAUGAUCAGGAAGUUAAUGAUGCGGGUCCCACCUCGGUCACUCUUGACUCUUGACUCUUGAAUUAUGAAAGGAAUACUAAUGAUAAAUCUGUAUGUUUUAUUUUUUUCUUUUAUAAAAGUAACACAAAUAAGCUUUAACUGUGAUUUAAAAUGACAUCUGCACUUGCUUGAAUGUUGUGAAAGGCAAUUACAAAAUGCCUUAUACAUAUGUAGGUGUUGAAUUAUUACAACCUUGUCUCUGAGUUGAGCAAUUACUAGUGUUAUGCCACGUUAGGCUUUGAAGUCAAUACUUUAUCAGUCUAUUUGUGUAUCAUCAAGAACAUUAUUAAAGGAUGCUUUCGAGUA